Messenger RNA from Durio zibethinus, 2250 nucleotides. RefSeq names its product protein DETOXIFICATION 8-like. Gene Ontology annotation, cellular component: membrane. Gene Ontology annotation, biological process: xenobiotic detoxification by transmembrane export across the plasma membrane. The record is from RefSeq and is a predicted model, not a curated record. NCBI's taxonomy places the organism in Eukaryota, Viridiplantae, Streptophyta, Magnoliopsida, Malvales, Malvaceae. Gene Ontology annotation, molecular function: antiporter activity; xenobiotic transmembrane transporter activity.
UUUGUCCAAAGAAAGAACAAGAAAAAAGAAGAAAAUGGAAGAGGCAUUGCUAGGUGGAAAAGAGGAAGAAAAAUGGAAGUUAACAUGGAAUGGGUUUGGAGAGGAGCUGAAGAAGGUGAGCUACAUGGCGUUGCGGAUGGUGGCUGUAUCUGUGUCGCGGUACCUUUCCCAAUUACAUUGAAGUUUGUGGCACUGAUUUAAUUGUUAAAAUUUGUCAUAAACUAAAUUUAUUGGAGACUUUGAAAAAAAAAAUAUAAAUGGAAAGAAAAUCCGCCACGGAUUGUAAUUUCCGUGGUCCCACGUGAUAAACGCCAAUAAGGGGCCUUAAAUAAGGGGGCUGUCCAAAGAAAGAACGAGAAAGAGGAAGAAAAUGGAAGAGGCAUUGCUAGGUGGAAAAGAGGAAGAAAAAUGGAAGUUAACAUGGAAUGGGUUUGGAGAGGAGCUGAAGAAGGUGAGCUACAUGGCGUUGCCAAUGGUGGCUGUGUCUGUGUCACAGUACCUUUUGCAGGUCAUAUCGGUGAUGAUGGUUGGUCACCUUGGCGAGCUAGCUCUUUCCGGGAUUGCCAUAGGAUCCUCCUUCACUAAUGUCACUGGCUUCAGCUUUAUUUUUGGAAUGGCUGGUGCAUUGGAAACUCUAUGCGGACAAGCUUAUGGAGCACAACAAUAUCAAAAGUUUGGAACUUACACUUACUGUUCCAUAAUUUGUCUCAUUCCUGUUUGUAUUCCAAUAUGCUUUCUGUGGAUAUUCAUGGACAAGCUGUUAGUAUUGAUGGGGCAGGACCCUGAAAUUGCAAUGGUAGCUGGCAGAUAUGCAAUCUGGCUCAUUCCUGCAUUGUUUGCCUACCCAUUUCUUCAGUCAUUAAUUCGCUAUUUCCAGUGUCAGGGCUUGACUCUUCCAUUGUUCUUGAGCUCUUCUGCAGCUCUCUGUCUCCAUAUACCUCUCUGUUGGACUCUACUAUACAAAACAAAAUUAGGAAUUAUCGGGGCGGCUUUAUCAAUCGGAUUAUCUCUCUGGUUUAAUGUCAUAUUGCUUGGGACUUACAUGAGCUACUCUUCAUUAUGUGAGAAAUCUCGUGCUCUCAUCUUCAAUCACAUUUUCUUAAUCAUCAAGGAGUUCUUUAGCUAUGGACUCCCUUCUGCUGUAAUGGUUUGUCUUGAAUGGUGGUCAUUCGAGCUACUUAUACUGCUAUCAGGACUUUUACCUAAUUCAAUGCUUGAAACAUCAGUUCUGUCAGUAUGCCUUACAAUCACUUCAUUACACUUCUUCGUACCAUACGGGAUUAGCGCUGCUGCAAGCACCCGAGUUUCAAACGAAUUAGGAGCGGGAAAUCCACAAGCAGCUCAACUAUCUGUAAUUGUUGCAAUGGUAAUUGCAGCUAUAGAGCCACUCGUAGUGGCAAUUGUCCUCUUUUGCUGCCGCUACGAUUUCGGAUACUUGUUUAGCAAUGAAAAGGAAAUUGUCAAUUAUGUUGCAGAAAUGAUUCCACUACUUUGCAUUUCGGUUUUAAUGGAUAGCUUACAAGCAGUACUUUCUGGUGUGUCCAGAGGAACUGGGUGGCAGCACAUCGGAGCCUAUGUGAAUCUUGGGGCAUAUUACCUUGUAGGAGUUCCAGUAGCAGCCGUGUUGUGUUUUGGUCUAAAUUUGAGAGGGAAGGGGCUUUGGAUGGGAAUAUUGGCAGGGUCUACUGUUCAAGCAUCGCUCCUUGCUCUCGUUACUGGCAUCACAAAUUGGCAAAAACAGGCAAGGAAUGCGAGGGAAAGAAUAUUAGAGGGGUCAAUCACAGCAAAGAAUGAGUCAGCUUGAACAAGUCCAAGAAAAAGGAAGGAAAAGACCAUGAGUAUCUAUGUUUCCUUCAAUUGAUUUUUAAUCGACCAUUUCUUGUAUAAGUUUGGUGUAGAAGUGAUGUGCAACCCAGAAUUCUAGAAUUAUUUCUGUUGGGUUUUGAGUUUGAGUUUCAACGUUAAAAGAGAAAUAAAGAUUGCCAACAAAAUGUUGUUUUGAAUGAUAUGAUGGAUUCCCUGAAGUCAUUUCCGGGCUCAAGAGUCUAAUCCCAAAUUCUAUGUGUUUGCUCCAACUUGAUAUUUGAUUGUCUUCAAGUAAAUGUUGGUUUGUUGUUUUUUUCCUCAGUAUAAAUUUAUUUGAUUUAUUAUAUAUGUACCUGCUUUUUUUUUUAAAGCUGACUCUAAAAUAUUUCGACCCUAAAAUUUGUCCAUGAAAUAAAAUAUCCUUUGACAAACAAAAUAAAUAAU